Molecule: messenger RNA, 3508 nt
Organism: Gambusia affinis (western mosquitofish)
Lineage: Eukaryota; Metazoa; Chordata; Actinopteri; Cyprinodontiformes; Poeciliidae
Gene: gnat2
Product: guanine nucleotide binding protein (G protein), alpha transducing activity polypeptide 2
Exons: 9
Coding region: 239-1291 (350 amino acids)
Biological process (GO): adenylate cyclase-modulating G protein-coupled receptor signaling pathway; detection of chemical stimulus involved in sensory perception of bitter taste
Cellular component (GO): heterotrimeric G-protein complex; photoreceptor inner segment; photoreceptor outer segment
Molecular function (GO): G-protein beta/gamma-subunit complex binding; GTPase activity; GTP binding
Source: RefSeq, a predicted model, not a curated record
GGGAAUUAAGAAGUGAAUCUCUACCGGUGAAAGCUGGUGACUUCAUUUGAGCCUUUACGACACUCCAUCUAAUCAAGAUACAUUUCAGGGAAGCUCAGCCCCUCCUUUCCGAGUUCCUUCCGCUCUAAAAUCACCUUUCAGCACAAUUAGUGCUGUGAUUUGGAUUCUCUGCAGGUGCUCACAUAGACCCCUCAAAAUUUCCUUCCUCGAGGACCUUGAGAGUGCGGAGGAAGAAAUCAUGGGUGCAGGAGCAAGCGCUGAGGACAAAAAGUCCAAGGAAUUGGAAAAACAGCUGCAGGAAGACGCCGAUAAGGAGUCUAAAACGGUCAAACUGCUGCUGCUUGGCGCUGGUGAAUCAGGAAAAAGCACCAUAGUAAAACAAAUGAAGAUUCUCCACCAAGGCGGUUACACGAAAGAGGAGCAAAUGGAGUUUAGGGCGAUCAUCUACGGCAACAUCCUGCAGUCUACUCUGGCCAUCAUCAGAGGCAUGGAGAUGCUCAGCAUUGAUUUUGGCGCGCCUUCCGGGCAGGAGGAUGCGCAGAAGCUGCAGAACUUGUCAGACUCCAUUGAGGAAGGGACAAUGCCUCCUGAGCUGUCUGAUGUCAUCAAGAAGCUGUGGAAAGACUCUGGAGUGCAGGCCGCGUUCGAGAGAGCCGCUGAGUACCAACUGAACGACUCUGCUGGAUACUACCUCAGCGAAAUGGACCGAAUCUCUCUGCCGGACUACAUGCCCACCGAGCAGGACGUGCUGCGAUCUCGAGUCAAAACAACCGGUAUUAUCGAAGAGCAGUUCUCCUGCAAAGAGUUGCACUUCAGGAUGUUUGAUGUGGGAGGUCAGAGGUCAGAGAGAAAGAAGUGGAUCCACUGUUUUGAGGGUGUGACCUGCAUCAUCUUCUGUGGAGCCCUCAGUGCUUACGACAUGGUGCUUGUAGAAGACGAUGAAGUGAACCGCAUGCACGAGUCCCUCCAUCUAUUCAACAGCAUCUGCAACCACAGAUUCUUCGCUCUGACCUCCAUCGUGCUUUUCCUCAACAAGAAGGAUCUCUUCGAGGAGAAGAUCAAGAAAGUCCAUCUGAGCAUCUGCUUCCCUGACUAUGACGGCCCCAACACGUAUGAUGAUGCCAGUGGCUACAUCAAGACACAAUUCGAGGAUUUGAACAUGAAGAAAGGUCAGAAAGAAAUCUACUCCCACAUGACCUGUGCCACAGACACGAAGAACGUCGAGAUCGUGUUCAACGCCGUGACGGACAUCAUCAUCAAAGAAAACCUUAAAGACUGCGGUUUGUUCUAAGCAGCUCCAGAGUGACGGGAGAGAGAACAUCUUUUUCAACCGGAGCCCCGCACACAUUGUCAUUAGGAAAGAAGUGUACCGACGGGGCACAGGGCGUCCUCAGACUGUUGUGUUUUAUGUCAUCAUCUCCACGUCAAGUUGUGGCUGAACGCUCCUAGAGAACAUCAUCGUCUCCCACGUUACCUUCCUGCAACUCUCUGCAUGUCCAGCUGGGUAAAAACUGAUACGAAGUCACCAUGUGAACGCUGUGGAGCCUCAAGUUCCUACACAACUAAAAGAUUAAAGGUUCGAAGAUGAAAUAGCUGCUUCUAUGAUUAUCGUUGAGUUUUUAAACUUAUAAAUUGUAAAUUAUAAUUGAUCUGAAAGCCAAGCUCUGUGAAAACAAUUAAAGCCAUCUGGGAAAAGUAAAAAAAAAAAAAAAUAUUCUGAAUAGACAAUUUUCUUUGUUUUGUUUUUGAGUGCAAUAGUCUCUGAGAUCUUGAUGUUUAAGCUGAAAAGUUGCUGAGCAGAUAUCUCUGAUGUUCCCAGUGCUUGCAGUUUGUCCAGAUUACAAACCCAAUUGUGCAUGUAUCUAACCUACAUAGUGUUAAUGUACUGAAUUCACUUAACAUUUUAUUGUGAUGAAUAAAUCUGACAACAACAAACAUGGUAGAUGAACUUUGUACAAAGAAUAGACGAGUUAUAUUUUGAAUGAUGAGUUAUCUGGAAACAUGUGAGAGGAAAACACUAGAGAAUGGAUGCUUUAUGAGAAAAGGGAAAAUGUUCUUUCUUAUGAAAUGUAGAGGCUUGAAAUAAAAAUGCAUUAACCUCACGUGUGUGUGGGCGUGUGUGUGUGUGUGUGUGUGUGUCUUUGCUUCAGUUACAUCUUCAUCCACUGAACAAAGUAGUGGAUGAUGAGGCCCAUCAUGGCAGCUUCAGCCUGUUGCUGCUGCUGUCUAAUAAAUAUCCUGUUUUGAUGUAAGUGGAAAUGGCAGCCAAGUGAAAAUCAUCACUGAUAAACAACCUAAAUCAAAGUUUUCCUUUAAUUGUAACAGAGCGCAAUUCAAAAGUAGAACUAAUUUAGUGUCUGUCUAAAAAUUCAUUUGUACAAUGAUGAAGAGAUUUUGAAGACGUUAGCUUGGUCAAAGUCACAUCGGCACGAAGCCCUCUAUGGGACAUGGGGAAAAUCUUUUUCUCUUGCGCUCCCUCACAAUAUGCUUGCUGUAAUAUUUGCUGGUCUAUUUUGUAUACAGUCACAAAUGUCAAUUAAAACUUUCAAAUAUAUACACAUUUAAAGAGCCUCAUUGAAAAAUUUAUUUAUUAUUAACUCUUUGAUUGAAAGUCGAUUUAUUCACUGCAUGUUUAUGUCUGUUUGUGUAAAGUUGAGAUGAAACUGCAAGUGAAAACGACCCUUUAACCCAUUCAGACAACCAGCACAACAGAGACACAAUCAAAACUGUCAGAUGACUUAUUUCCCCGUGAUAAUAACUCAGAAAUAGCCCAAAUAGUUUGGAUGUAUUUUUUCUUCGUUUCCUACUUACAGAAAGUUUCUGUUUAUAUCAUAGGUUUGUGGUGCAUUUCUCUCUUACAGAAAAAGAUAUAAAACUUCAGAUAUUCCACAACGAGAUAUUAACAUGCAUGGAAAAACCUCACGAAAGCCUUAUGUAAUAGCAGAAAGUACGAUGGAUGCCGUAAGAAAGGCUUACAGUGUUCAGUUAUGCCACUUGAACUAAUCAGUAUAUUAUUGCGAGGGAACGCAAAAGAAAAAAAGAAAUCCCCAUGUCCCCUCUGGGGCUCCGUACAUUGGAAAUAUCUGUUUGAAAAGCUGAUUUUAUAUAUAUAUAAAACCCCCCUCCUUUUUAAGCAUCUAAAUUAAAUUCAAACUCAAACAACUUUCCACCAUCAUGCCUCAUGGUGGAUGUGAGCCACUUAUGCUGAUCUGCUGAGUUGGUUCUCUGAAAUCACAGCACUUUUUAUUACAUCCAUGAAUCUCUAAUGAUUGGAGAAGUUGCAGGCUUGAUUGGUAUUUUAGAGACUUUCUGCUUCUCCACCAGACAUGCUUGUCUGUUUCUCGAACACGGCCCAAGAUGGAGCUUACCAAGUCGUAAAUUUCUGUGGGAACAUUUUAAAUUGGCUGCUGCUUUACCUUCGUUAUCCAGCGGAAGCAGCGAGGGUGCAUUUUGUUCUCCAGAUAACUGCGCUGACAUUUAGGGAAAUUUUCUUUUUACCAUUUGUCAC